GAGGGAGUGCAGACUGCAGCCAAUGCUCGCAAGUCGCGACGACGGUAGGGGAUUUCAUCCGUGGCCUCUUAUACCAUCUCCCGGUCUCCUCCGUAAACCCUAGCCGCCAGAAUCGUGCUGAAGCUAAACUCCUGAACCGUCUUCCAAGCUCUGGUAUCAUCCCUGCACACUGAUUCAAGAUGUAUCUCCAGUACUACAUCAACGAGAAGGGGGACAAGGUCUACACCACCAAGAAGGAGUCGCCUCUUGGGGUGCCGACACAGUCUGCUCACCCAGCUCGCUUCUCACCAGAUGACAAGUACUCUCGCCAGCGGUACCUAUUGAAGAAGAGAUUUGCACUUUUGCCAACUCAGCAGCCAGCACCAAAGUACUGAAGCUCCAACUGUCCAACCAUGCAUGUUCAGUUUGUGUCACGGUUUGUUGGUUGGAAUGUAGAAAGUUAUUCUGAGAACAAAAAUCAAACAUUGCUAGGCACUACUAUGGCAUCUCUCCAGCACAUUCAAGCUCUAUAUGUAAUGCUAUGUGAUUGACAUGUUGUGUCCUUAAUAUGUACUUGGUGCGUGGACCAAUACGCUAUCUUGCUGUCCUCUUUUGGUCUUGACUGUUGAUAUACUCAGUUAUUGCUCAUUUA
Sorghum bicolor (sorghum) is the source of this 631-nucleotide messenger RNA. RefSeq names its product H/ACA ribonucleoprotein complex subunit 3-like protein. Gene Ontology annotation, biological process: ribosome biogenesis; rRNA pseudouridine synthesis; positive regulation of telomerase RNA localization to Cajal body. NCBI's taxonomy places the organism in Eukaryota, Viridiplantae, Streptophyta, Magnoliopsida, Poales, Poaceae. Gene Ontology annotation, cellular component: box H/ACA telomerase RNP complex; box H/ACA snoRNP complex. The transcript is spliced from 4 exons. The coding region runs from base 180 to 374 and encodes 64 amino acids. Gene Ontology annotation, molecular function: telomerase RNA binding; box H/ACA snoRNA binding. The record is from RefSeq and is a predicted model, not a curated record.